AUGGCUGAAAGGUUGUCCAAUCUCCUUCCUCACUUGGUAUCAGAUGAACAAUGUGUGGUCCAAAAGGGCAAGAUUAUUUCAGCUAACAUUGGCUUGGCUUCUGAGCUUGCAAACCUACUUCACACAUCAGUAAGGGGUAGUGGUAUGGGGAUAAAGGUGGAUGUCCAAAAAGUGUACGACACGAUGUCAUGGGAUUUCCUCUUUGCGGUGUUGAAGAAGUUUGGUUUCUCGGAUGUGUGGUUGGGUUGGAUAUAUGAGAUUUUGGUGUCUUCCAGAAUUUUGGUUUUAUUUAAUGGUGGGCCUAUAGGUUUCAUCGAUGUAGAGAGGGAAUUGAGGCAAGGGGAUCCAAUCUCGCCUAUACUAUUCAUUCUAGCAGAGGAAGUUCUAUGUAGGGGCUUGAAUGGUUUACUGAAUGAGGGUAAAAUAAAAGCUCUCCCUGGGCCAAGAGGGGCGAAAGUUCCUACCCACCUACUCUUUGCCGAUGACAUCUUUAUAUUUUUGAAUGCUACUGCCAAACAUGUCAAAUGCUUGCGUGAGUUCCUUCAUAAAUACCAACUUUUUUCAGGUAAAAAAUUCAACUUGGAAAAGAGUAAAAUUUUCUUUGGCAAAGUGGCUCUCCACAGGAAGAGGUUUAUUGCGGAUUUGAUUGGAAUCCCAUCUUGUGCACUGCCAACAAAGUACCUCGAGGUAGAGAUUUUAAGGCGCUGUCAAAAAGGAUAG
This is a messenger RNA of Macadamia integrifolia, 720 nucleotides long. RefSeq lists its product as uncharacterized. The record is from RefSeq and is a predicted model, not a curated record. The transcript has a single exon. Lineage: Eukaryota; Viridiplantae; Streptophyta; Magnoliopsida; Proteales; Proteaceae. Bases 1 to 720 code for a protein of 239 amino acids.